CACAGGACUCUGUUUGUCGGGGUGAGGAUGCCCCUGGGCCGUCAGUCUCACCGCCAUCACAAAGCUCACAGCUCCAAACAACGCAGGAGAGAGAGGUCGAGAACGGGGAGCCUAGCACCUGAUACUGACCUUACAGACAGUGCUAACACCUCACAUGACACUCCAUCACAGAGGGUGCAGUUUAUUCUGGGCACAGAGGAGGACGAGGAACACGUGGCUCACGAACUGUUCACCGAGCUGGAUGAGAUCUGUGUUAAAGACGGCAAAGACGCGGAGUGGAAGGAGACAGCCAGGUGGCUAAAGUUCGAGGAGGACGUGGAGGAUGGAGGUGAGAGGUGGAGUAAACCCUACGUGGCCACUCUGUCUCUGCACAGCCUGUUCGAGCUACGCAGCUGCAUCAUCAACGGCACCGUCCUGCUGGACAUGAGAGCCAACUGCAUCGAGGAGAUCGCCGACAUGGUGCUGGACCAUCAGGAGGCAGCUCACGAGUUGGACGACAGCGUGAGGGUAAAGGUUCGAGAGGCUCUGCUGAAAAGGCAUCACCACCAGAGUGAUAAGAGGAGAUCCAACCUGCUGCCCAUGGUCAAAUCUCUGACCGACUCUGGCAGGAAGCAGAGCGAACCCCACUGCCUGGACAAGACUGGGUACGUCACAUCUUCUCAGUCUCCUCCUUUAACCGCCGAAGUGAAAAACGGUGCCGGGCAGGAAAACAGCCAGGUGGACCUCAGUAAGGUUGACACACACUUCAUGAAGAAGAUCCCGACCGGGGCCGAAGCCUCUAACGUGCUGGUGGGAGAGCUGGACUUCCUGGAGAAACCCGUCGUAGCGUUCGUCCGACUUUCACCUGCGGUACUGCUAACAGGACUCACUGAAGUACCCAUUCCAACCAGGUUCAUGUUCAUUCUGCUCGGGCCGGACGGAAAAGCCCAGCAGUAUCACGAGAUCGGACGAUCCAUGGCUACCAUCAUGACCGACGAGAUUUUUCAUGAUGUAGCGUACAAGGCUAAGAACAGGAGCGACCUGCUGGCUGGGAUCGAUGAGUUUUUGGAUCAGGUGACUGUUUUGCCUCCUGGAGAGUGGGACCCUUCUAUCCGCAUUGAACCCCCAAAGAGUGUCCCCUCGCAGGAGAAAAGGAAGAUGCCUGGCGUGCCCAACGGGACGAGUGUUCCUGCCGAGGUGGAGACACACGGGGAACACCACGGACCAGAGCUACAGAGAACUGGGAGGUUGUUUGGAGGUUUGAUUAUGGACGUGAAACGAAAAGUGCCCUUUUACCUGAGCGAUUUUAGAGAUGGGCUGAGUCUGCAGUGUAUGGCGUCGUUCCUCUUCCUCUACUGUGCCUGCAUGUCGCCUGUCAUUACCUUCGGAGGGCUGCUGGGGGAGGCGACAGAGGGACGCAUCAGUGCGAUCGAGUCUUUGUUAGGAGCCUCGAUGACGGGCGUGGCAUACUCUCUGUUCGCCGGUCAGCCGCUCACUAUCCUCGGCAGCACUGGACCCGUUCUGGUGUUUGAGAAAAUCCUUUUCAAGUUCUGCAAAGAUUAUGACCUGUCGUACCUGUCUCUGCGCACCUGUAUCGGCCUGUGGACGGCCUUCCUGUGUUUUCUCCUGGUUGCCACGGACGCCAGCUCUCUGGUCUGCUACAUCACACGCUUCACGGAGGAAGCCUUCGCCGCCCUCAUCUGCCUCAUCUUCAUCUACGAGGCUAUAGAGAAGCUCAUACAUCUGGGAGAACUCUAUCCUGUCAACUCACACAGUGACCUGGAUAAACUCACACUGGCCUACUGUAAAUGUGCAGUGCCUGACAACCCUAGUAAUAAAACUCUGAUGAUGUGGACUGAGAGGAACAUCACAGCGUCUGAAGUGCCGUGGAGCAACCUCACUGUGAAGGAGUGUUUAGAUCUGCACGGCCACUUUGUCGGGACGGCUUGUGGUCAUCACGGCCCCUACACUCCCGACGUACUCUUCUGGUCAGCGAUCUUGUUUUUCUCCACCUUCUUCCUGUCCACCUUCCUCAAGCAGUUCAAGACCAGCAGAUAUUUUCCGACACGGGUGCGGUCUAUGAUCAGUGAUUUUGCCGUGUUCCUGACAAUCGUUUUCAUGGUGCUGAUCGACUUCGCCAUCGGAGUUCCAUCUCAGAAACUACAAGUGCCAAGCAAAUUUAAGCCUACACGGGAUGACCGCGGCUGGCUGAUUAACCCGAUCGGUCGGAACCCGUGGUGGACGGUUCUGGCAGCGGCAAUACCAUCCAUGCUCUGCACCAUCCUCAUCUUCAUGGACCAGCAAAUCACAGCCGUCAUCAUCAACCGCAAAGAACACAAACUGAAGAAGGGCUGCGGCUACCACUUGGACCUGCUGAUGGUGGGGGUGAUGCUGGCUGUGUGUUCAGUGAUGGGCUUGCCGUGGUUCGUAGCAGCGACCGUGCUGUCAAUCUCCCACGUCAACAGUCUAAAACUGGAGUCAGAAAGCUCUGCCCCCGGGGAGCAGCCACGAUUCCUGGGCAUCAGAGAGCAGAGACUAACCGGCCUGGUCAUCUUCCUGCUCAUGGGCUGCUCUGUGUUUAUGACUGGUGCUUUACAGUUCAUCCCCAUGCCGGUGUUGUAUGGAGUGUUCCUCUAUAUGGGUGCUUCCUCUCUCAAAGGCAUUCAGUUUUUUGACCGUUUGAAGUUGUUCGCAAUGCCAGCAAAACAUCAGCCGGAUUUCAUCUACCUUCGGCACGUUCCUCUAAGAAAAGUUCACCUGUUCACCAUCACACAGCUCACCUGUCUUGUACUGCUAUGGGUCAUCAAGACGUCCCCCGCCGCCAUCGUAUUCCCCAUGAUGGUGCUGGCGCUGGUCUUCAUCCGUAAACUGCUGGAUUUCUGCUUCACCAAACGGGAGCUGAGUUACCUCGAUGACCUCAUGCCUGAGAGCAAAAAGAAGAAACUUGAUGACGCGUCUAAAAAGGCAGAGGAGCAAGAGUCACAGGAGAUGCUGGUUGAUGACUCAGACAGAGGAGAGGAUAAAAACACGGUGCGGAUCCCCAUGGAGAGCAGCAAGCUACUGCAAUCUCCUAAAACACCAGACCCCAGGACUGACCCCUCCGACAUCAACAUCUCGGACGAAAUGUCUAAAACUACGGUCUGGAAAUCUCUUCGCUCCAAUCACAGUGACACACACCGUGCAGCAGGGCUCAAAAAGGAUUGCCAGUGAAGAGCCACGCAAAUCCUGCGAAUUCAUAACUAGUGAAUUAACACCAUUCUCUCUCUCUCUCUCUCAAACCCCC
Molecule: messenger RNA, 3262 nt
Organism: Ictalurus furcatus (blue catfish)
Lineage: Eukaryota; Metazoa; Chordata; Actinopteri; Siluriformes; Ictaluridae
Gene: slc4a8
Product: solute carrier family 4 member 8
Exons: 23
Coding region: 28-3189 (1053 amino acids)
Biological process (GO): regulation of intracellular pH; monoatomic anion transport; bicarbonate transport
Cellular component (GO): plasma membrane
Molecular function (GO): sodium:bicarbonate symporter activity; monoatomic anion transmembrane transporter activity; solute:inorganic anion antiporter activity
Source: RefSeq, a predicted model, not a curated record